Ceratitis capitata (Mediterranean fruit fly) is the source of this 996-nucleotide messenger RNA. RefSeq lists its product as uncharacterized. The record is from RefSeq and is a predicted model, not a curated record. Bases 256 to 864 code for a protein of 202 amino acids. The transcript has a single exon. Lineage: Eukaryota; Metazoa; Arthropoda; Insecta; Diptera; Tephritidae.
UUUCAAACAAAAUUAUCUAUAAAUAUUUUUUCUUACUUUUUUUUACCAAAAAUUGCUUUCAACUAUUUAUUGUUUGUCCACCAAAAGAAACUAAUUACAUAAAAAUUAACAGUCAAUGCGAAAAUUUUCGGCGAAAAAUUGUUUGGCGAAAGAGAGCAUUCAAGAGAACGGCAGAAUUUCACCAACUACAGCAAAACGAUUUCGCUGCAGAGAGUUCAUAGUUUAGCAACGGAUUGGUGAGUUGCAAACGACAGGAUGUCCGGGCUAUCCAUGGUAUUCAAUGGCCUUUUGGUAGGUGCCUCAGGAUUUGCUUUGUUCUCUAUACAGCCCGCCGAACAUCCGUAUGCUUUCUCCGCGUGCGCCUUUGGACUCUGCCAUGGUUUGCUGGGCAUUAUACAUGCCUACAAGCAAGGCGACGAAGGCGACAGUUGCAAUAAAAUCCGACAGAUAUCUGAUAGCGUUAUGGAGCUUGUACAUUUGCCGCUGAUAAAUAUUGAAUUAUAUUUGGCAUCGAAGGAGACUAGUGCCUUGGCUUUGGGACAUGGUCUCUUUGUGAUACCGCUCGCUUUUGAUUUGAUUGCGAAACUUUUCACCGAUGAAGGUGACGAUAGCAAUACUAAUACACUGAAGGAUCUGACGAUUUUGGGUAACAUUAUGUCCUUGACAUUUUUGGCUGUCAACGAGAGCAAUUACAUAUACGUAAGCAUGGCCUUAACCGCCUUCCUGACGAAAUACGGUUCCAUACUCUUGGAUAGUUACUGGGAGGGCUCACUGGAGAAUACUGUACUCACCGGCUACUCCUUGUUUACAUUCCUCGCCAAUUAUGCAAUCACCGAAAAACCAGAAUGGAUGAAAAUGGAAUAAAGUGAAUGGAUUGGAUGAGCUUGGGGGGCUGAAUGCAUGUUGUCACGGGAAAAUGCUUGUAAACAUAUCAAUUCAUGAGAUUCGAGUUUUAGACCAAAGAAUAUAAAUAAAUUUCAAUUUGAAAAAAAAAAA